AUGAAUAUAAAAUUAUUUUGUUUUUUUUUAUACACUCCUUCCCCACCAAGAGAAUUAUGUGAAAAUUCACCAUAUUAUGAAGCUAUUAGACAAAAAGGUUAUGAAGUUUUAUUUGUUUAUGAAUCACAUGAUGAAGUUUUACUUAUGCAAUUAGCUGAAUUUGAUAAGAAAAAAUUAAAAUCAGUUGAAUCAGAACUUGAAACUGAUACAAAAAAAGAUGAUGUCAUUCUUGAAGGAGAUACUCGUAGUUUAACUCAAGAUGAAGCAAAUACAUUAAAACAAUGGAUACUUAAACAAUUUGGUGAUAAAAUCAAAAAUGUUAAAAUCAAUACAAAACUUGAUCAACAUCCUUGUAUAAUAACAACAAAUAAAAUGGGUGCUGUUCGUCAUUUCUUAAAAACAAAUCUACUUCAAAGAAAUAAACAACAAGAAAUCUAUAAAGUUCUUCAACUUAAUUUUGAUAUUAAUCCAAAACAUAUAUUAAUUAAAAAACUUUAUACACUUCAUAAAUCAAAUAAUACACAAUUAGCAACAAUGCUUGGUCAACAAUUAAUCGAUAAUGCAUUGGUUACAGCUGGUCUAGUUGAAGAUCCACGUUUAGUACUUACGGGUUUAAAUAAAUUAUUAGAAAAAGUACUUGAAAAAUAUUAG
Molecule: messenger RNA, 651 nt
Organism: Rotaria sordida
Lineage: Eukaryota; Metazoa; Rotifera; Eurotatoria; Philodinida; Philodinidae
Source: the annotation of a GenBank genome assembly